AAAACACUGGUGUAUGCGCCAAUGCAAGCUAUGUUCCGUGUGCAAAUAAUGAUGGAUGUUGUCCUUCAGGGACGUGCAUAUCUACCGGCUGCAACAUUACAUGCACCGACCAAGAUAUACCUUGUGGUGAUGGUUGUUGCUACUCUUACGAAGUUUGCACACCGAAUCUCAAGUGCGGUGUAA
Molecule: messenger RNA, 183 nt
Organism: Paraglomus occultum
Lineage: Eukaryota; Fungi; Glomeromycota; Glomeromycetes; Paraglomerales; Paraglomeraceae
Source: the annotation of a GenBank genome assembly